CAACUAUCCAUGCUAUCCGCGGUUUUCUUGGCUACAACUUCCACAGUUGUAAUGAAAAAAUAAUAAUCUGUAACAGUUAAGUGAAUAAAUGUUAGUAAGGGUGUUGAUGUGUACAGUCUUAUAACUGAUGCUAGUGCUGGGCAGCAGGUGAUUUCACUUUCCCUCAUUAGUGCUGUUCAGAAUGUCGGAGAUGUCAAGACGUUUCACAUGAUGGUUGAACUGCUCCAUGGUACUUUAAAAUAGCAAAUUCUCAAGUUAAUUUCAAAUGGGUCGCAUGCGCAACGAUAUCGAUGGAAGCCCGAAUUAAUUGUGCACGUGAGCUGCUCUGCGUUUGUCACUAGCUCGCAUUUUAAGGAGCGCCUUACAAGCGCGCACUGAUCCUGUCACUGGUCUUGAGCUCGCGUUUCGCGGGAAGCCCGGUUGACAUGCUCGCAUGUCGGGAAACUCUCUUGAAAUCCCAAGCCUAAACCUAACCAUCAGUGGAUUAAAAAAAUAAUGUUAGAGGGAAAAAUGUAACCACUGAAUCGCGUUCAGUGCCACGAGGGAAGGCAAAAUGAAGCUCCUGAUUCUGGCUGCACUCCUUGGACUGUCCAUUGCCCAGCACAACCCAAAUACUAAAUAUGGUAGGACCACCAUCGUUCAUCUGUUUGAGUGGCGCUGGGCAGAUAUAGCAGCAGAAUGUGAGAGAUACCUGGCACCAAAUGGCUAUGGUGGGGUUCAGAUCUCUCCCCCCAGUGAGAGUAUCGUGAUUUCCAAUCCUUGGAACCCUUGGUGGCAAAGGUAUCAACCAGUCAGUUACAACUUGUGCUCCAGAUCAGGAACCGAGGCACAGCUGAGCGACAUGAUUAUACGCUGUAACAACGUUGGGGUGAACAUAUAUGUGGACGCAGUCAUCAAUCACAUGUCUGGAGCAGGUGGUGGAGAGGGCACUCAUUCCAGCUGUGGAACGUACUUCAAUGCCAACAGCAAGGACUUCCCAUCUGUCCCCUACUCAUCCUGGGACUUUAAUGAUGGCAAAUGUAAAGCCGGCAAUGGAGAGAUUGGAAACUACAAUGACAUUUUCCAGGUUAGAGAUUGCCGCUUGGUGAGUCUCCUGGAUUUGGCCCUGGAGAAGGACUACGUUCGAGGAAAAGUGGCUGAAUACAUGAACAAACUGAUCAACAUGGGUGUGGCUGGAUUCAGAGUAGAUGCUUGCAAGCACAUGUGGCCUGGUGACCUUAAUAGUGUGUUUGGUAAACUCAAGACCCUGAAUACCACUUGGUUUUCACCUGGCAACAAACCCUUCAUUUAUCAAGAGGUUAUUGACUUGGGUGGGGAGACCAUUAAAGCCAGUGAAUACUUUGAGCUCGGGAGAGUGACGGAGUUCAAGUACAGUGCGAAACUAGGGACAGUGAUUCGUAAAUGGGACGGAGAAAAGCUAAACUAUCUAAAGAACUGGGGAGAGGGCUGGGGUUUCCUGCCCUCUGAUAAAGCCUUGGUGUUUGUGGACAAUCAUGAUAAUCAGAGAGGCCAUGGUGCUGGUGGAGCUUCAGUUCUAACAUUCUGGGACUCUAGGCUUUAUAAGAUUGCUGCAGGGUUCAUGUUGGCUCAUCCAUAUGGUGUGACUCGUGUGAUGUCCAGUUACCACUGGGAUCGGCACUUUGUGAAUGGAAAGGAUCAGAAUGACUGGAUGGGCCCUCCAAGCAAUGCCAAUGGAUCCACUAAGACAGUACCCAUCAACCCAGACUCCACCUGUGGGGACAAGUGGGUAUGUGAACACAGGUGGCGUCAAAUCAGAAAUAUGGUGAUUUUUCGCAAUGUAGUUAAUGGCCAGCCUCUUGCCAACUGGUGGGACAAUGGUAAUAAUCAGAUCGCAUUUAGCCGAGGCAGCAAGGGAUUCAUUGUCAUUAACAAUGAUGACUGGGAUUUGAAAGAGACCCUGAACACUGGCCUGCUCGGAGGCAUGUACUGUGAUGUCAUCUCUGGAGAUAAGAUUGGAGGCAGUUGCACAGGGAAACAGAUCUCAGUUGGUUCUGAUGGAUGUGCCACCUUCAACCUCAGCCACACAGAGGAGGAUCCAUUCAUUGCCAUCCAUGCAGAGUCAAAAUUGUAGAUUUUAUUGGUGCUCCACUCAUAUGGUUUUAGCCAAUGCUGAUACAGAAAACUACAGAGCAGAGUGACCAAUAUAAAUUGGGAUAUAGGCUAAUACAAUUUAAUUAUUUCAACUGAGAUGUAUAGACCAUUUCAAGGGAUAUUCGUUGUUUUAAUGAAAUGACGUUUUUGUUCCUUUGACUUGAUGCCUUGGACUGCCUGACAGAUUCUGACACCCCACUUCCUGAUUGGCCCUUAUCCCUACACCCAGCCCUAACCCUAACCUCAUUGGCCCCUACCCUUAAAGCCUAUACCUACACCUAACCCUAAACAUAAGGAGACUAGGGAGUCAAAGGUUCCACUCAGAUUUUCAGUUGCACUUGGCAGAGCUUAAAUGAAUAUUCAUGAGUUUCCUCAACGUGUGUGGAACCGAAAAUGUCAGUCCACGCUCCUCAAAUGUCAACAUGAAAUCCACUAAUGGAUUAUUUUGAAAUGGUACGUUUCAGCAUCAAAGUUAAGCCUAAACUACAAUUGUUCUCAUUAUCACAACAGUUUAUAGUUUGUAAUAUGUGUUUUUGAUUCAUCUACACAUUCUGUGCAUCUUUGCCUAAAUGUUUUUAAGUCCUAGAAAUGGUCUAUACAUAUGUGCUGAAAUAAUGAGCAAUAUUUACUUGAAAUUCAUUAAAAAUAGAUUUAGUUUUUUUGUUUUUUGUAAGGGAGAGCUAAUGCUUCUGUUAAUUAGCCAAGUGGGAAUGGUUGUCUCACAAUGUGAUCAACCACUAUGACACAUACUGUAGCUCCAGAACAGCAUACUUUAUUAUUAUUUUUUUUAUCCUAUUUUCUCCCAAUUUGGAAUGCCCAAUUCCCACUACUUAGUAGGUCCUCGUGGUGGCGCGGUUACCUCAAUCCGGGUGGCGGAGGGCAAGUCUCAGUUGCCUCUGCUUCUGAGACUGUCAGUCCGCGCAUCUUAUCACGUGGCUCGUUGUGCAUGACACCGCGGAGACUCCCAGCAUGUGGAGGCUCAUGCUACUCCCCACGAACCAUGCACAAAUUACCAUGCACCCCAUUGAGAGCAAGAACCACUAAUUGCGACCACAAGGAGGUUACCCAAUGUGACUCUACCCUCCCUAGCAAUUGGGCCAAUUUGGUUGCUUAGGAGACCUGGCUGGAGUCACUCAGCACACCCUGGAUUCAAACUCACGACUCCAUGGGUGGUAGUCAAUACUCACUGAGCUACCCAGGCCCCCUCAGAAGAGCAUACUUAUUAUUUUUAUUUAGACCAACUGAAUUAAAAUGAGUAAAUAUGUUUUUUGCUAAUUGCUAAAGUUUUGGUCAAAAAGAAAUAGAAGUUUUUAAAAAAUGUUUUAAAUGAUGUACACUCACAUGACGACUAUAGUCAUAUCAGUCUUAUGGUCCCGAAAUACUUCAUAAGAUAUUUAAUUAGUCUACAAAAGGAAUCAAAUCUACUCAAAUACUCUCAGGUGCAAUUCACUCAUGUGCCAUCUGCAGUGAAAGCCAUUCACACAUCUGUCCAAAGUAAGAUAUGCCUCUCUUAUUCAUUUGUUUGUAUUUUGCCCACUAAAAUUCACCUAUCUUUGCAAUAGUAUUAGUGUCAUCAUAAAUUACAAUAACAGAGUGUAAUCGGUGCAUAUUAUGGCCACGUAUAGCAUGUUAGCUCAAUAGCUCCAUGAAUUCAGAAUGUAAACAAGUAAUAAAUAAAACAAAUAAAAAAUUA
This is a messenger RNA of Myxocyprinus asiaticus (Chinese sucker), 3805 nucleotides long. RefSeq names its product alpha-amylase-like. The record is from RefSeq and is a predicted model, not a curated record. Lineage: Eukaryota; Metazoa; Chordata; Actinopteri; Cypriniformes; Catostomidae. Gene Ontology annotation, molecular function: alpha-amylase activity; cation binding. The transcript has 11 exons. The coding region runs from base 554 to 2092 and encodes 512 amino acids. Gene Ontology annotation, biological process: carbohydrate metabolic process.